AUGGAUUUCAACUCAGCCAAUCCCGUUGAGGAUGCGGUGCGACUGUCCGCCAAGCGCACCGCGGAGCUCUUUGGUCCGGAAUAUUUGAUGGUCACUCCCUCGACUCUUACGGACGGCUCGAUUGGUGUUUCCUACCGACGGAAGGCGGAAUAUGAAGACGUCACAGAACUCCCCCGAGCGCUCGCAGAGAAGCAAGCGAAGGCCACCGCUGGCCGGACGAAACGACCCAAGAUCCAGGCACAGAAACCCGCUGACGGCAGCGGAGCAUCCAUGUCGCUUGUUCGACGCCCAUCUGGCGCGAAUGCUGGUGCAGAGGCGCCUAGCACCCAGCCCACAAGCUUGAUCCAGAGGCCUUCGGCUACGCAGCAACAGAAACCGGAAUGGCACGCGCCUUGGAAGCUGAUGCGCGUUAUCUCGGGUCACUUGGGAUGGGUGCGCGCUUUGGCUGUGGAGCCCAACAAUCAGUGGUUUGCUAGUGGUGCUGGAGAUCGCACUAUCAAAAUCUGGAAUCUCGCGACGGGUGCGUUGCGUCUGACCCUGACUGGUCACAUUUCCACGGUUCGCGGGUUGGCGGUCUCACCGCGGCAUCCGUACCUUUUCUCGUGCGCUGAAGAUAAGAAGGUCAAGUGCUGGGAUUUGGAAACCAACAAAGUCAUUCGCGACUACCAUGGUCAUUUGAGUGGUGUUUACACAUUGGCUCUCCACCCUCGUCUGGAUCUUUUGGUCACUGGUGGUCGUGAUGGUGUCUGCAGAGUUUGGGACAUGCGGACGCGAAGCAAUGUCCACGUCCUCGGUGGGCACAAGGGCACAGUGGCCGACAUCAAGUGUCAGGAUGCAGAGCCUCAGAUCAUCUCCGGUUCACUGGAUUCCACAGUCCGACUGUGGGAUCUCACUGCUGGUAAAAGCUCGGGCGUCCUGACUCACCACAAGAAGGGUGUUCGCAACAUCGCCAUUCAUCCCACCGAAUACACCUUUGCCAGUGCUAGUACUGGCAGCAUCAAGCAAUGGAUGUGCCCCAAGGGUGACUUCAUGCAGAACUUCGAUGGUCAAAACGCAGUCAUCAACUCUCUUGCUGUCAACGACGAAAACGUCCUCUUCUCCGGCGGUGAUAACGGCUCCAUGUCCUUCUGGGACUGGAAGACCGGCCACCGCUUCCAGUCUGUCGAGACUACCGCUCAGCCUGGUUCGCUUGAAGCGGAAGCUGGUAUCAUGACCUCGACCUUCGAUCGCACUGGUCUGCGUCUCAUUACCGGUGAGGCUGAUAAGACCAUCAAGAUCUGGAAGCAGGAUGAAGACGCCACUCCCGAGACCCAUCCUUUGACUUGGACUCCCACCCUCGGUAGACAACGGUACUAG
This is a messenger RNA of Penicillium olsonii, 1356 nucleotides long. The record is from the annotation of a GenBank genome assembly. NCBI's taxonomy places the organism in Eukaryota, Fungi, Ascomycota, Eurotiomycetes, Eurotiales, Aspergillaceae.